Ilex paraguariensis (yerba mate) is the source of this 987-nucleotide messenger RNA. NCBI's taxonomy places the organism in Eukaryota, Viridiplantae, Streptophyta, Magnoliopsida, Aquifoliales, Aquifoliaceae. The record is from the annotation of a GenBank genome assembly.
AUGUUGAAUAUGACUUUUGCACUUUUCAAGACACUCUUUGCAAUUCUCAAUCAGAGCUCGAUAAGGGUGGUGAAACUCAAAAGGUUGGGAAAUGAGCGUAAAAGCUUGCUACGAUCUUUAGCUAUUUCUCCUUUCUCUUCCAACACCAUUGAUAUAUUCCCCAAUACUCAGUUGUUCCCUCUUGCUUGCUGCACUGCUCAGCGCACUCACAAUGCGGUCAUCAACCGCUUGAUUGAAACUCUCUCUACCCAAUCGGUGUUGUCGAAACGCUACGAUACGUUGUCGCACGAGGAGGCUUCGAAAGCAACGAAAAACAUCGAGGAGGAGGCUUUUGCAGCGGCUGGAGCAUUAGCCUCCAAUGAGGAGACAAUGGCAUCGAGGUGUUACAGGUGUACUCUAAGGAGAUCGGCUUGGAAUUUAGCUGUAUCGAAGCCUAAGAAGGUUAUCCAUUGCAUUAAAGUAGGAAUGGCACUUUCUUUUGUGUCACUGUUCUAUUACAUGAGGCCUUUGUAUAAAGGGGUUGGAGGUAGUGUUAUGUGGGCAGUUAUGAUUGUUGUGGUAGUUUUUGAACACAUUGUUGGUGCAACACUCUGUAAAUGUGUUAAUAGAGCAACCAUAACAUUUCUUGAUGGAUCUCUGGGUAUUGAUGUUCAUUGGGUUGCAAGUCACCUAGUGUCCGUCUCAGACUGUCGUGUGGAUAAAUUGUUUGAAUUAGCCCAUUAUAGAGUAUCCACAAUUGCCAUUGGGACCUCCAUCUGUAUUACUGUAACCAUGUUUCUAUGUCCAACAUGGGCUGGUGAAGAGCUUCACUCUCUCAUCAUUCGCAACCUGGAAAAGCUUGCAAAUUCCUUGGAUGGAUGUAUAGUAGAGUACUUCAAAGAUGACAGAAUUGUUGAUGUCACUGAGGAAGAUAAAGGGCAGAAGUUGCAAGGAUACAAAUGUGUGCUCAAUUCAAAGGCAACUGAAGAAUCCAUGGUACAUUGUUGA